Wyeomyia smithii (pitcher-plant mosquito) is the source of this 1923-nucleotide messenger RNA. Its product is annotated as embryonic polarity protein dorsal-like. Gene Ontology annotation, molecular function: DNA-binding transcription factor activity; DNA binding. Lineage: Eukaryota; Metazoa; Arthropoda; Insecta; Diptera; Culicidae. The transcript has a single exon. Gene Ontology annotation, cellular component: cytoplasm. The record is from RefSeq and is a predicted model, not a curated record. The coding region runs from base 223 to 1782 and encodes 519 amino acids. Gene Ontology annotation, biological process: innate immune response; canonical NF-kappaB signal transduction; cellular response to stress.
AUUUGUUGUGAUCUGGAUGAAUCCAAGAGUUAGUUCGCCUGCCUGUCAGGAGCAUAGAAUACGCUAGAUUCAGAGACAUUGUUAUAGAGGUAAACAAUAUUGAUUGACAUCAGACAGGUGCAAUAGUAUACCUAUUGACUAUACAAUAUAACCAGACUAUGAGUGUUCGACGACAGCGUUAGUUUUUUCCCAUCUAUCAAGCAUUAAAAAAGUGUCGUGGAAAUGCCACCAAUAGUGCAAGAAAAACCGUACGUCGUGAUAACCGAGCAGCCGCAGUCGAAAGCCCUCAGGUUUCGGUACGAAUGUGAAGGUCGGUCGGCGGGUUCGAUUCCCGGAGUACACAGUACACCGGAACAGAAGACAUAUCCUUCCAUCGAAAUACGUGGCUACAAAGGACGAGCAAUUGCUGUGGUAUCCUGUGUUACUAAGGACCCACCCUAUCGCCCCCAUCCACACAAUCUCGUGGGAAAAGAAGGUUGUAAGGAAGGUGUUUGUACUGUGCACAUAGACAGCAGCACUAUGAGCUACGUGUUUAGUAAUCUUGGGAUACAAUGUGUGAAAAAGAAGGGAAUUGAGGAGUCACUUAUGCAGAGAAAAAGGAUAAAAGUGGACCCGUUUCACACUCAAUUUGGGCACGCAAAACAACCUGCCACCAUCGACUUAAAUGCCGUUCGGCUUUGCUUUCAAGUUUACCUGCCAGGUCCCGAUGGAAAAUUUACACAGCCACUCCAACCGGUGGUUUCUGACAUAAUUUUCGAUAAAAAAGCUAUGUCCGAUUUGGUGAUAUGUAAGUUAAGUCAUGUGACUGCACCAGUUUCAGGCGGAAAAGAAAUCAUUCUGCUCUGCGAGAAAGUUACCAAAGAGGACAUAUCGGUGCGAUUUUACGAAGAACAGCAAGGCAGAAUACUGUGGACAGAUACCGGAGAGUUUCAACAUCAUAAUGUGCACAAGCAAGUGGCUAUAUCUUUCAGAACACCCAGAUAUCGUACGCUCGAUGUCGAGCAAUCUGUGAUGGUGCAUAUCCAGCUGAGAAGACCUUCGGAUGGUGCAACCAGUGAACCCCUGCCGUUUGAGCUUGUUCCAGUUGAUACACUGAGUCAAAAACGAAAAAGGCAAAAAAUGAGCAGUUGUGAAAUAACCGAUUUUAAUCCUGCUUUUGGCGGCCAAAUGAUAAACAUCCCAACAGAAUCAGCGAGAGCGAAUCGAAGGGAAGCGUCGCCCCAGUUUCGUGGUUUUAAUGGACCUUACCGCAACCCCAAUGACACUGCUGUGAUACAACCGUCUCCAGCUGCACAUCAAGGAAACAACUCUCCAUUCAUGACGGAACACAGUAUGCCAGUACCAAGAGCUUACCAGCCGGGCCCUGCUAAUGAUUUUUUCAUGACUGGACAGCACUCGCAAUAUCAGUACAACUAUCCUGGUACCGCAUCGGGGUAUGCACAUCAUCAACAGCCCCAUUUACGGACCCAGCAGCAGCCACAAAAUGCAUUUCAAUUACCUGCAAACCCCGGCAAUAUGCAUUAUAAUGGAAACAAUGAUAUGGCUACCGGGGGACUGCCGGCGAUGGGAAAUCCGGGUGUCGAGUGCAACAUCGGUAAUAUAGUGGAGAUGGAUCUUGGUUUCACCAUGACUUCGUCGGAGUAUAAAUCCUUGAUAGGAAAUCUUGGCACAGCAGACAUCAAGCAGGAACAUUACCAGCAGCGCAUGCAAGAGGAGGAAGAGAACCUUUCCAAUAGUUUUACGAGAUUGACAACAAAUCCAAUGAAUGAUUUGGGCAAAUGAGAAUAAUUUUAGAUUUUUUUAAGUAUGUUUAAGUUUUGUAAAUAUUGUUUUAUCGUUGGUGAAAUAUUGUGAUAUUACUUGUACUGAAGGUUACCGCAGCAAAGUUGCAUGAAAAUGCAAAUAAAUGACUACCUGGAGAAA